Plasmodium relictum is the source of this 465-nucleotide messenger RNA. RefSeq names its product pseudouridine synthase, putative. NCBI's taxonomy places the organism in Eukaryota, Apicomplexa, Aconoidasida, Haemosporida, Plasmodiidae. The annotation marks the transcript as partial. The transcript has a single exon. The record is from RefSeq and is a predicted model, not a curated record. Gene Ontology annotation, biological process: pseudouridine synthesis. Gene Ontology annotation, molecular function: RNA binding; pseudouridine synthase activity.
GGAAGAUUAGAUAGAAAUACUUCAGGUGUGCUAUUACUAACGAAUGAAUAUGAAUGGGUUAAUAAAUUGACACAUCCAAAAUACCAAAGAAUAAGAACUUAUAGAAUAUAUAUUGAAGGACCAAUUAAAAUGAAUGCACUAAAAGAGUUAGCUAAUGGUAUAUAUUUAGAAAAUGAUAACAAUGAAAAAGAAAAAAAAAAAACUCAACCAGCUUUUAUUGAAAUAAUUAGAGAAGAAAAAUUAAAAUUAAAAGACCAAAUAAAAAAGAUAAGUAUAUUAAGUAUCAGUAUAAAAGAAGGAAGAAAUAGACAAUUAAGAAGAAUGUUUGAACAAAUAAAUCAACCAAUAAUAAAAAUUAAAAGAACUGCUUUUGAAAAUAUAACAUUAAAAAAUAUAUAUUUUCCAAAGCAAUAUAGAGAAUUAAAUAAAAAAGAGGUAAUGAAUUUAAAAAUUAGAAAACUUUAA